Nicotiana tabacum (common tobacco) is the source of this 758-nucleotide messenger RNA. RefSeq lists its product as uncharacterized. The record is from RefSeq and is a predicted model, not a curated record. Lineage: Eukaryota; Viridiplantae; Streptophyta; Magnoliopsida; Solanales; Solanaceae. Gene Ontology annotation, biological process: cellular response to heat.
GAUGCCUUUAUAAUUUAUAAAUGAAUUGGAGAGAGGAAUCAGUUGGAAGUCUAUGACAUCCUGAACUAAAACUCGAAUGGAAGCCAAUGUUGAAUUAAUUGGAAAGCAAGCAUAUUCUGAAUUUGAUCCAUAUAGCGAGUGGCAAAAGGAGGAAUUUGAUGUUCUUAUAGUCCAUAUCCCAGGUAGACUAACGAUGCAAGUUUUAUUCUUCUCCCGGUUCCAAGAAUUCACUAAUAAACAAGGCUUGAAGGUGCAAAUUAGCAAUUUGGGAGUGGUCAAGAUUUCUGGAGAUCGUCAAGUCGGUAAUUUAAGAACUAGAUUUUAUAAGGAAUUCCCAAUACCAAAAUACUGUAAUACAGAUGCAAUCCAAGCAAAAUUAGCAAAAGGUUCUCUCAAGAUUUCAUUUCCAAAGAAAGUUACAGCCCCUCCACCAUUAGCUGUUAAUCCUAAAGCAGAUGAAGAAACAUCACCAACUCUAAAAGAAAAUAACUCAACUACAUCCACGAAAGUAGAGGACGAAACAACAAACAACUCAAGAUUGAAGAAGAUCAAGAAUGUAGCUACGAGCGUUGCAGCUAUGGUGGCUGUGAUUUCUGUCAUUACUUACUAUCUGUAUAGCUCUACAAAUAGUUGAAGGAUAGUUUAAUUAUUUAUGCAAGAAAUAAGUUGGGAUCUUUGUGGUCGUUUAUAGUUAUACUCUUGUGUAAAUCGUCCAAACAUUUGGGAAUUUGUAUUAGAUGGAUUUCUCUUAUCGUUUA